AUGAACUGCCAACAACAAAUUGAAACCAAGAAUUUAGAUAUUGAAAUAUUGUUGCCAACAAUUGGUGCCAUUGUACAUAAUGUUGAUUUAUCUCAGUCAUUGGAUAAAAAAGUUGCUGAUCAAAUCGAGCAAGCAUUAGUCAAACAUCAAGUUCUAUUUUUUCGUGAUCAACGUUUAACAUCAUCACAACAACGUGAUUUUGCACGACUGUUUGGCAAUCUUAGUCUUGCUUUUCCAUUUUCGCCACAUGUUAAGGACAUGCCUGAAAUAACUAUUUUUGAGCAUGGUCCUAAUCUAAAACCUAAUAAUGAUGUUUGGCAUACAGACACAACAUUUACCGAAACUCCACCGCUUGGUUGUGUUUUAUAUGCACGUGAGAUUCCGCCAAUUGGAGGUGAUACACUUUGGUCAAGUAUGUACUCAGCCUAUGAUACUUUGUCAUUACCAAUGCAACAAUUUUUAAGUACAUUAUCAGCGGAACAUUCCUAUACAAAAUACUACAACGAUACAAAUGUUACCGACACUGAUCAAUUAGAAAAAGCAAAACGUGAAUUUCCGCCUUCAGUUAUACAUCCAGUUAUUCGAACUCAUCCAAUAUCAAAACGAAAAUGUCUGUUCGUCAAUAUUCUCUAUACAACACGUAUUCUUGGUCUAAAUGAUAAUGAAAGUAAAAUGUUGUUAAGUUAUCUAUUUGGUUUGGUAAAUAAGCCUGAAUAUACUGUUCGAUGGCAUUGGAAAGUAAACGAUAUUGCAUUUUGGGAUAAUCGAUCAACUCAACAUUAUGCUAUUGCUGACUAUUGGCCUAAUUGUCGACGUAUGGAACGAGCAGGUAUCAUUGGUGACAAACCAUUCUAA
Messenger RNA from Rotaria sordida, 855 nucleotides. The record is from the annotation of a GenBank genome assembly. NCBI's taxonomy places the organism in Eukaryota, Metazoa, Rotifera, Eurotatoria, Philodinida, Philodinidae.